Molecule: messenger RNA, 174 nt
Organism: Ilex paraguariensis (yerba mate)
Lineage: Eukaryota; Viridiplantae; Streptophyta; Magnoliopsida; Aquifoliales; Aquifoliaceae
Source: the annotation of a GenBank genome assembly
AUGGAAGAUCCAUCGAAUCUGAGCUCACAGCAAACAAAUCCAACGGCGUCGUUCAGGCCGAGUCACCGCCGGCGAGCUCACUCAGAGGUGAACUUCAGGCUAUCGGAGGACCUAGAUCUGGUGUCGGACCCCUUUGAUGCGCCUUCGGAGAGUUUCGAAGAGAUGGGAUCGGAG